Molecule: messenger RNA, 1820 nt
Organism: Brienomyrus brachyistius
Lineage: Eukaryota; Metazoa; Chordata; Actinopteri; Osteoglossiformes; Mormyridae
Gene: prozb
Product: protein Z, vitamin K-dependent plasma glycoprotein b
Exons: 8
Coding region: 62-1330 (422 amino acids)
Biological process (GO): blood coagulation; proteolysis
Cellular component (GO): extracellular region
Molecular function (GO): serine-type endopeptidase activity; calcium ion binding
Source: RefSeq, a predicted model, not a curated record
GGGGGGUAGGUUUUCGGGACUCCCAGAGAGACAGACAGCUCUGUUCACAAGGUAGACCAAUAUGGAACCGUGGAUCCGUCUCCUCUCCUUGACUCUGCUGUCCGGCUUCUUUCACGCUGAUGGUAGCUUGAAAGUGUUUCAGUCCUCGAGGGAUGCCAGUGCAGUCCUGAUGCGACCAAAGAGAGCCAAUUCCUUCCUGUUUGAGGAGUUCUUACAGGGUAACCUGGAGAAGGAAUGUAUGGAAGAACGAUGCUCCUAUGAGGAGGCCAGAGAGGUCUUUGAGAAUGACCAAAAGGCUCAAGCCUUCUGGACGGUGUAUUACGACGGUGACCAGUGCCAGUCCAACCCAUGUCUGCAUGGUGCCACCUGCACCGACAAGAUUGGGGGGUACAACUGUACCUGCACCGAACUGUACCAGGGGGUCAACUGCGAGAGGGAUGUAUCCCAGUGUCACUCUGACGGCCCCCUGUCCUGUGAACAUUUUUGUCAUCCUUCCUUCCACUCGUACAAAUGUUCCUGUGCAGACGGCUACAAGAUCCACAGCGACGGGAGGUCCUGCCUGCCUGAAGGUCCGUAUCCUUGUGGGAGGGCUCCCAUUCCAAGCCAUGCUGUCCCACAGCCGAUCCUGAGCAUCCUUCCCUGCCCACAGGGUCACUGUCCAUGGCAGGUCAGGCUGCUUCACGCCAACGGGGAGGAAUUCUGCAGCGGUGUCAUUCUGGGCCAGCACUCGCUGCUGACCACCGCCAGUUGCGUCUCUCAGGAUCCCAAUUUCCUUGUCAUCACUGGCCCAGGGGACGAAAAGGACCCCAGUUUGAGGAUGUCUGUGUCCAAGAUCAUCGUACACGACAAGUAUGAGAAUAACAGCGCGGGGAGUGACAUAGCUAUGGUGCAACUAUGGGAGCAUUUUCAGUACAGCCCCGCAGCGUUCCGGGCGUGCAUCGCGGAGCGGGACUUCAGCGAGAACGUGCUGAUGAAGGUCGGGCGCAAGGGCCUGGUGGGGAACCCGAGAUGGGGCUGUUCGGGUGACAGCACCCUGACACCCUCGUACCUCCCCCUGCAGCUCUGCCAGGCAGAACUGAACCUCACGUUCACUCUCACCAACAAGAUGUUCUGCACAAACACCCAAGAUGCGCCCAAGGCAGGUGGAAGCAAGGGUGACUGUGGCCUGCUACCUGGCACGCCCAUCGUCACGAUGGAGAAGAGGACUGCCUUCGUCACAGGGCUGCUCAUCUCACCCCCAUCACAUGAUCGUAGCAGAGGAUAUACCUUCACCAAACUCUCUCGCUACCAACCCUGGAUACAAAGUCAUCUAGAUAACACUGAAAAGUGACCAUGUCUCCUUUCGUGGAAGACCUCACCAUAUCAACUGUAGAUAUUCAUCACAGAUUCCAGAUAGACCCUCAUUUCAUUCCGAAUGUACUUGCUCCUAGUGUUUCGUUGUGUGUAUGUUAAUGAAGCUUUGCAUUUGCUGAAGGAUAACAAACAUUUCAGAAUUUUAUUUGACACUCAAAGUAGAAAACGCAAGUAUGAAACAAAAUGAAUAAUCCACAAAAAUAUUCACAGACACUCUCUGGUACUGCGAUUGUGUUAUUCUGAAAAUUAGUGGAGGAAGGAAGGCUGGAGGGAUGAUGGAUGCAAACAGGAAGCAGGGGUUUCUGGGUACUGUAGUUCAGGAUACAGUGGAUAGUGGGGGGAAGGGAUUUUGCUUGCUGACCACCAGUUUCUGGUGUUGGUGAGAUAUGUAGCCUUUUAUGUGACCCUAAAAAUUAAAGAAAUGGGAGAAAAAUGCUUAAAAAUAAACAAACAAUCUGAAGAAUCAA